GUGUGCGUGUGUAUGAGUUUGCGGGUUUGUAUGUGCGCGUCCGCGAGAAGGACAGAGAGAUGCUCCAGCUAUGCCGGAUCACCGACGCCUUGCUGAUCAGCAACGCGCGGUCGGCCUGCAGCGACGAGCUGAUCCGGCAGGAGGGCGUCACCCUGUGCAUCAACGUGUCCAAGCAGCAGCCCUUCCCCUCUACGCGUGUCUGCACGCUCAGGGUGCCCGUCUUUGACGACUCCAACGAGAACCUGCACAAGUAUUUUGACCGCUGCGCUGAUGCCAUCCAGGGUGAGGCGGAGCGCGGGGGCAACUGUGUGGUGUACUGCAAGAACGGGCGCAGCAGGUCCGCCACCAUCUGCGUGGCAUACCUCAUGAAGCAUCGAUCCCUCUCCCUGGCAGACGCCUUCCAGAUGGUGAAGGCAGCCCGAUCAGUGGUGGAUCCCAACCCAGGUUUCUGGACCCAGCUGGAGAAAUAUGAGCAGGAGCUGGAGAAGAGGAGGAAGACAGAGGGAAACAGCCUGACAAACCAGCCCUCUUAAUCUAGUGAGCCCCUCCAACUCAUGUGCACACCUUAAUGAACAGAAAUCACAGGCACAGAGAUGGAGAAGGCUGUAUCUGAUCCAGUGGUGAAUUUACAAAGAGCUCAAAAUACUUGAAAUUGCUGC
Megalops cyprinoides (Indo-Pacific tarpon) is the source of this 659-nucleotide messenger RNA. It is a transcript of the gene dusp28, whose product is annotated as dual specificity phosphatase 28. Gene Ontology annotation, cellular component: cytoplasm. NCBI's taxonomy places the organism in Eukaryota, Metazoa, Chordata, Actinopteri, Elopiformes, Megalopidae. The transcript has 2 exons. The record is from RefSeq and is a predicted model, not a curated record. Gene Ontology annotation, molecular function: MAP kinase tyrosine/serine/threonine phosphatase activity. Bases 60 to 533 code for a protein of 157 amino acids. Gene Ontology annotation, biological process: protein dephosphorylation.